AUGGAGGAAGAAGAGGAGGAGGCGGCGGCGAGCGGAGGCGCGGGGCCGAGCUGUGGCUGCAAGGGGAUCCGCUCCUGUCUGCUCUGCGAGGGGCCCGCGCAGGCCGCUCCGCCCACACAGGGGGAGGAUAAUUUCACUUACUGUCCAGCAACGGGUUUAGCUGAAGGCAAUGAGUGCUCCCCAUUUGCUGGCUGGGCAUUUCCGUUCCCAGGGGUGUUUUUGGCGGAGGAGUUCAUUAGCGAGGAUGAAGAAGUGGAGGUGGUUGAACUGAUGGACAGGGAUGAAUGGAAGCCCUCGCAGUCUGGUCGAAAGAAGCAGGAUUAUGGACCCAAAGUGAACUUCAAGAAACAGAGGUUGAAAGCUGGUGGCUUUACUGGCUUGCCAAGUUUUAGUAAAAAGAUUGUGGCACAGAUGGAGGCCUGCUCUGUGCUAGGUGGCUUCAUGCCUGUUGAACAAUGCAAUCUGGACUACAGGCCAGAAAGAGGUUCUGCCAUUGACCCACAUUUUGAUGAUUGGUGGCUGUGGGGAGAACGUCUGGUUAGCUUAAACUUGCUCUCAAAAACUGUGCUGUCCAUGUCUUGUGAUUCAGAGGACAGCAUCCAAUUAUUUCCUACUUUCAGUAAUGAAAACAGGGAAUUAAAUCCCCUUGGAUCUCUUACACAAACGUCACCAUGUGAGAAUUCAGGCGAACAGGGAAGCAGCUGCCUUUUAUCCCCAAGGCUCGUCCCAAGUAAGGAAGUGACCGUUGCCAUUCGCUUACCCAGGAGAUCUCUGGUGGUGCUGUAUGGUGAGGCUCGCUACAAGUGGAAGCACGCCAUUCACCGCAGGCAUAUCGAGCAUCGGCGAGUGUGUGUCACGUUCAGAGAGCUGUCUGCAGAGUUCAGGGCUGGAGGAAGGCGUGAGGAGCUGGGCAGAGAACUGCUGGAGAUAGCUCUUUCCUUUCAAGGGACACCGGUGUGAUCAGCAAAGGGCUGCUAGAAUUGUGUCUUAAGAAAUGUGAAAAAUAAAAACCAGGAUGUGUAGAAUUGGAUUUAUUUCUGAAGUGUACAUAAGAAACUGGGUAUGCAUGGAUGUUAACAAAUAGUUUUUUGUGAAGGCUGUCCUGGGCAAUAGCAGCUUUUAUGUCAUCCUGCUUUACUGUUACCUGUGCCCUAGGUCCACACCUGUCUUCUCACCCAGUUCAGAUUGUUCCUUGAGAGAGAAGCUCUCCAGGGGGCAGACAAGCAUCUCUCCACAGAUAGUACAAUGCUAAGAACUAAUUAAAGUAAUUAUCCUUUGCUGAAGAUUUAUACUUUAACAGUGAGGAUAAGCCAUAAAUGCUGUGUGUGACCUGUAUCUCCUGGGACCAAAGAGCUGCAUUUACAGAGGGCCAAUGCUGACUCUUCCACAGAGACAGCUUGGCACAGCUCAGACCAGAGGCUCAUAGACUGUGUUAUUUUCUGGUCGUUUGUCAUCUCUGAACCCCGCUGUCAGCUCUCAGUAUUGAGAGUCAGAUUUUGGGAAUAAGCUGGGCAACAGACUGCAGCACCAGUGGCUGUCAUUUUUUUUUCUUGGCACCUCCAGCGGUCAGGUGUGAAUCAUACCUUGUACCUAAGAUUCAAGGCAUCACUUGUAGCAGGCGCUGAUUGAGGGCCAUCUGUCUGUUCAGAACUAACUUCUGUGCUCUUGAAAAUGAAGCUGUGCUGUGGAAGAAGCAUGACACACAGUUGUAUCAGCAAAACCAUUCAGCACUCUCACAGAUACAGUAAUGAAAUGAUACUUUGCAAUGCUGUCUGGUUUUGUUAGGAAAAGGGGCCUGUUUCUUAGGUGAGAUUUCAGCAUCCUCAUACAGCUAUAUCCUGUCCUAGAAAUACUUCCUUGGCACAGCACGUGGUUUUUAACAUAUCAGUAAUGCAUUCAUGCUGCAGACUGCCCUCUGCUGCAGGCAUUGCGGAGGAGGCAGCUCCUCAGCACGACUGAACUAGGUUACUAAAAAUCAGGUGAAUCAGGACAUUUGAAAUGAUGACUGCUAGGCUCCUUCAGGGCUGCAGCGAAGCUGUUUUACUUUAGCCCUGUGUUUAAGCCGUUGUGGACACAGCUACACAGUGAUUGCAGCAGGGAUCAGCGAGCACUGCUUCCGUGGGCAGUCCUAAACUGCAAACCUCCACCCACACCCACAGCAUCACUGCCUCAGCAGCAGUUCCAGCAUGCCCUCUCUGACAGAAGGCUGUCACUGCAGUGAGGAAGCUGAGCUUUAUAAGGAGAAAAUUCUCACGGAAAUCUCAAAAUUGCAAUUCCUAACCUUUGUGAGGCAGGUUGGUGCCAUCAGCCCUGUGCUGCCAGCACCCACGGGCUCAAUAGCAUGCUGUCUCCAGGCCCUCCAUUGCUGCUACUGCACUAAAAGACAUUGGGCCAAGCAGGAGAUGGCUGGCAGACUGCUGGGGUUCCGCAGAGAGCCACGCUGGGCAAGGAAACCCAUUCUGCAGGUAGGGCAAGCCUUGAGACCACAUCUACCACCACCCUGCUGCCUUCUGGUGCUCAGCCUCUUCAGCAAUCUGCUCUGCACAUAGCAAAAUACAGCAAUCAACUGCUUCCAUUAAUGUUUGACCAUUAAUUCCAACAUUUCCUUUUACUUUUCCAUCAUGCUCUCAGCUUGUGAGAAUCCUUCUGGCACGGGUACCCACUGUUUCAUUGUCUCAGCAAUGGGAGCAGAUGCUGGCUGCUGAUGAAUCAGUGUGCCACGAUAAUGAGAUAAACAAUAUUAGUUCAUUUUGUGCUCUGCAUUUGUUAGCUGAAUUUUUCUUUGUGAUGUACAGCAAGCUGCUGCUCUUGCCAGAAAAUUCCAGCCCUGCCUACUCAAUAUCUUCAGUUUAAAAUCUGCAAAUAAUUAUCUUGCAAGCCAGGAACUGAGGGCUUUGUCAAGAUGGUUUUACAGUCCAGAACUUAAUGUAGCCAUGACUCAGUUACUGCUAUGUCCACCCUUUAUAUUUUUCACCUGCUGAACGCUCUCCUAGGCACCACCUCUGUUCACACUGCAAUUACAAUUACAAACACAUUGGCUCUGUUUGGCUUUUUAAAACUUCAGGAGAGAAUGUACAUGAAGAGCCACAAUUGUGCUGUGGGAUAUUAAUGGUCAGGUCUGGAUUAUCAGUAUUGCAGAAAUUUAAGAAAAGCAUAAGGAGGAUUUAAUUAAUUAGGUGUUAAAAGUACUUUUGCCCACUCUGUUAGUAUGACAAACUUCAAAUUAUAGGAAUUCCUAUCAGAGCUGUUUAUCUUUUUAACCCCAAUUAGCACUUGUAAAACACGUGCCAUGAACCAUUCUCUCAUUAAAAGCAAGUGCACCUAUUUGAUAUCUCCU
This is a messenger RNA of Lagopus muta (rock ptarmigan), 3337 nucleotides long. RefSeq names its product alkB homolog 4, lysine demethylase (gene ALKBH4). Lineage: Eukaryota; Metazoa; Chordata; Aves; Galliformes; Phasianidae. Gene Ontology annotation, biological process: actomyosin structure organization; protein demethylation; oxidative demethylation. Gene Ontology annotation, molecular function: oxidoreductase activity; actin binding; demethylase activity. Bases 1 to 960 code for a protein of 319 amino acids. Gene Ontology annotation, cellular component: midbody; contractile ring. The transcript has 3 exons. The record is from RefSeq and is a predicted model, not a curated record.